This is a messenger RNA of Anoplophora glabripennis (Asian longhorned beetle), 666 nucleotides long. RefSeq names its product EF-hand calcium-binding domain-containing protein 1-like. The record is from RefSeq and is a predicted model, not a curated record. Gene Ontology annotation, molecular function: calcium ion binding. NCBI's taxonomy places the organism in Eukaryota, Metazoa, Arthropoda, Insecta, Coleoptera, Cerambycidae. Bases 1 to 666 code for a protein of 221 amino acids. The transcript has a single exon.
AUGUCGGGGCAACCCUUAGACUCUUCUAUGGACUCCAUGGAGGAGACCAGAUUCCGAAAGAGGUACCAAAAACUGGCCAUCAGGUUAGCGGAAAAGUUCCAUUUCUCCUUCAACGAAGUUGAAAAGCUUUUGUUGAUCUAUUACAAAAUGCAGAAAUCCAGCAAGGAUCCUAGUCAGGGAGUGGACAAGAGUCAGUUCCGGGACAUCUUACAUUGCGCCUUGGAUAUGACUGACGACUUUUUGAUGGACAGGAUAUUUUACACUUUGGACAAGGGCCCCAGUUCAUUUAUGUCCAUGGAAUCUUGGACUUCCAGCUUAUCCUUAUUUCUAAGAGGGACGUUCGAGGAAAAAAUCGAUUUUUGUUUUUCGGUGUACGACACAUUGGGUGAGAGGAUUUUGGGUAGGGAAAGCGUGUUCCAUCUGAUGAAACAGUCGGUCAUUAGCCUGGGCGGAGAGGAAGAUGCGGAAGAGAUAGCCAAAGACAUGAUGGAGGUGUUGACAAAGAAAAUGGAUUUAGAUAGAGAUGGGAAGAUUUCGUACAACGAUUUCAAACAGUCGGUGUUGAAGCAGCCGAUGCUGCUGGAGGCGUUAGGACAGUGUUUACCCUCUAGAAAGGAUAUAAACACGUUCACGACAACCUUUGGGUAUAAAAUUAUUAAAAUGUAA